Messenger RNA from Gossypium arboreum, 588 nucleotides. RefSeq lists its product as uncharacterized. The record is from RefSeq and is a predicted model, not a curated record. NCBI's taxonomy places the organism in Eukaryota, Viridiplantae, Streptophyta, Magnoliopsida, Malvales, Malvaceae. The coding region runs from base 1 to 588 and encodes 195 amino acids. The transcript has 2 exons.
AUGAAGGAGUCUGAAUCCAUCAAGUCGUAUUCUGACAGGAUUAUGGCUAUAGUUAACAGUAUUAGGCUUCUUGGGGAUGAUUUCAGUGACAAAAGAAUAGUUGAAAAGGUUAUUACAACCCUUCUAGAGAAGUAUGAGUCAAAAAUUUCUUCCUUGGAGGACUCUGGAGACCUAUCAACUAUAUCCUUAACAGAGUUGAUAAAUGCUCUUUACGCACAAGAGCAAAGAAGGGCAAACAAGAUGGACGAGCAUUCUGAAGGAACCUUUCAGGCUAGAAGUAAAGAAAGCUCAAGAUCAAGUUCAAACUCAAGCUCAAGCUCAAGCUACAAGGAUAAAGGCAUGUUUAGGGAGCUAGAUACCAGCUUUGUGUCCAAGGUCAAAAUUGGGAAUGGUAAGUUCAUUGAGGUCAAAGGCAAAGGUAAUGCUGUGAUCUGCACUCAAUCAGGUAACAAAACAAUUUCAGAAGUUCUUUUUGUACCUGAUAUUGACCAGAAAUUACUUAGUCUUGGUCAAUUGUUAGAAAAGGGUUACUCCCUUAUCUUUGAAGAUAAAACUUGUAUGAUUAAGGAUCUCUUGGCCAAGAGCUAG